This is a messenger RNA of Orcinus orca (killer whale), 3747 nucleotides long. RefSeq names its product methyltransferase like 25B (gene METTL25B). Gene Ontology annotation, biological process: rRNA modification. The coding region runs from base 2294 to 3526 and encodes 410 amino acids. The record is from RefSeq and is a predicted model, not a curated record. Gene Ontology annotation, molecular function: rRNA (adenine-N6,N6-)-dimethyltransferase activity. NCBI's taxonomy places the organism in Eukaryota, Metazoa, Chordata, Mammalia, Artiodactyla, Delphinidae. The transcript is spliced from 7 exons.
CUCCCCGCGCCACCGGCUGGGACCCGGAAUGCCGGGGGUCUCCGCCCGGGGCCUCUCUCACGAAGCGAGGAGGCAGCUAGCUGUGAACCUCACCCGGGUCGUGACGCUCUACCGUUCCAUCCUGGACGCCUACAUCAUUGAUCAUUGUGAAGAAUAAAUGAGAUGAUGUAUAAAUGGCACCAACAUCCACCGAAUUGUUCAGCUCCCAAACCCAGAAGCCAUGCUCGAUUCAGCUCUUUUCUUCAUUGAUCUACGAUCCAGCCCUUCAACAAGUCCUAUUGGCUCAACUUCCAGAAUAGAUCCAAAUUCACCCAUUUGUCUCCAUUGCCAUUGCUACCACCCUAGGACAAGCCAACAUCAUCUCUCUCCUGGACUACUUCCUAACUGAUCUCUCUGUUUGCUUCCUCUCCUCCAUACCCAGUUCUUCACAAAACAGCCAGAUUAAUCUUUUAAAAAUGUAAAUCUCACCAGGACACUUCUUGCUUCUUAGGUAUUUUGAUGAAAUUGUAAUUCUUUACCAUUACCUAUAAAACCCUACAUGAUCUGUCCCCUGCUCUCUUUUAAACCCCAUCACAUUUCAGUCUCUCCCACAUUCACUGUACUACACUGAUCUAUCUGUACACUACUGAUCUGCCUGGAAUGUUUUUCCUCCACAGAAAGGCAAUUGAGUAGGGUGGUUAAGAGCAAGAACUCUAGAGUCAAAUUGGUUUCAAAUCCCAGCUGUGCCACUUACUAGCUUUUUGACUUAGACAGAAUACUUAAUUGCUGUACUUUGGUUUCCUUAUCGGUAAAAUGGGGGAUAAAAAUAGUACUAUCUCAUAGGGUAAUUGUGAGGAUUAAAUGCAUUAAUAUACGUAAAAUGUUUCAGACAGUGCCUGGCAUAUUAUAGUAUUCUGUGUUUGCUAUUACCUGAAUUUUUAAAAAUUGAGAUAGAAUUGACAUUUUAGUUUCAGGUGUAUAAUAUAGUGAUUUGUAUAUAUUAUGAAAUGAUUACAGUAAGUCUAGUUAAUAUCCAUCACCGUACAUAGCUACAUUUUUUUCUUGUGAUGAAAACUUUUAAGAUCUUCUCUCAGCAACUUUCAAGUGCACAGUACUUUCAAGUAUACAAUACAGUAUUAUUUACUAUAGUCACUAUGGUGUACAUUACAUCUCCAUGACAUUUAUUUUGUAACUGGAAGUUUGUACCUUUUGACCCUCCUCACCCAUUUUACCCACCCCCACCCCCUGACUCUGGCAACCACUGCCUGAAUUUUUUUACAUGUGUUGUUUCCUGUUCAUCAUUCAAGUCUCAGCUCAAGUGUCACCUUCUCAGACAAGUCUUCCCUCAUUGCUCUAAAAUAGUACUGUCUCAAACUCUCCAUUGUUACUGUUUCAUUAGUGUUUUAUUGUCUAUGUGGCAUUUGAUGUUAUCUGAAAUAAGUUUUUAAAAUGUAAGCUCUGUAAGAGCAAGGCUCUUGUCUGUCUGCUUCAUUGUUUGUAUCCCCUGAGCCUAGGAUAGAACUUGGUGCCUAACCAAAGCUCCAGAAUUUGUGUUGAAUAAAUGAAUGAAUAAAAAUACAUUCUGGCAGGGAAUUCCCUGGUGGUCCAGUGGUUAGGACUCGGCGCUUUCACUGCGGAGGGCCUGGGUUCAAUCCCUGGUUGGGGAACUAAGAUCCCACAAACCACGCAGUUCGGGCAAAAAAAAAAAAAAACACCCAACAUUCUGACAUAUAUAAUGUCUGGCACAUCUAAUGGUAGGUUACUAGAUGGUAACACUAAUACUGGGCGUCAGUCACUGUGGUGUUGAGGAUGCAGAUGUGAAGCCACCAUCCCUGCCCUUUAGUUGAGUGGAGGAAACAGACACAUAAAUAAGUGGGGACACUGCUAAAAGGAGAGGUGUGUCCAAAAUGCAGUUUGGGCUCAGAGGAACGAGGGGGAGGCUAGAGCAGGCUUCAGAGAAGAGAUGACAGCCAAUGAGUAGAGGUGCCUGUUAGUUGCAGCCAGUGGCCAUGUGUUGAGUGGGGCAGGGAAGAAUGGGAAGAGUAGUAGCCUGUUGAUUGCUUCUUCCUUUCCCCUACAGGAAUUUUUCACAGACAACCUAUGGGGCACACUCCCUUGCUCAUGGCAGGAAGCCCUGGAUGGACUGAACCCGCCACAGCUGGCCACACUGCUGCUGGGGAAGCCUGGGGAAGGGGAAGUGGCCAGGUAUGGGCAAGAGGGCACCUGUGUUGGGGGGCUUGGUGCUGAGCCCUGCAGGGAGCCAUUGCUCAGAGUCUCACAAGGGCUUCCUGGGUUGUAAACUUGCACACUCAGGAUGCAAUGGGACUAUUCACUGGGGGCCUGGGUGGGCUAUCUCAGGUACAGGUCGGUGUGGCCACUCACCCUGCUGGCCCUGAAGUCCACAGCCUAUGCCCUGGCUUUUACCCGGACGCCUGGGUUUCAGACCCCCUCAGAGUUCCUGGAGAACCCCAGCCAGAGUUCCCGACUGACAGCUCCAUUCCGGAAACAUGUCAGGCCCAAGAAGCAGCAUGAGAUUCGGAGGCUGGGCGAGUUGGUGAAGAAGCUGAGUGACCUCACAGGCUGCACCCAAGUUGUGGAUGUAGGCUCAGGCCAGGGCCAUCUCUCCCGCUUCAUGUCCCUGGGGCUGGGGCUGAUGGUGAAGAGCAUUGAAGGGGAUCAGAGACUGGUGGAGAGAGCCCAGCGCCUAGACCAGGAGCUCCUGCAGGCUCUGCAGAAAGAGGAGAAGAGGAACCCACAGGUGGUCCACACUGGCCCUCGCCACCGCCCCCACCAUGUGGUUAGGUGGGUAGACCCCACGGCCCUGUGUGAGGAGCUCCUGCUUCCACUGGAGAACUCACCUCAGAGUGAGGCCCGCUUGCUGCUGACAGGCCUCCACGCCUGUGGGGAUCUGAGUGUUGCCUUGCUGAGGCACUUCUGCCGCCCUGAGGUGGCGGCCCUGGCCUCAGUGGGCUGCUGUUACAUGAAGCUGAGUGACCCCGGUGGCUACCCACUGAGUCAGUGGGUGGCUGGGCUGCCCGGCCGUGAACUGCCCUACAGGCUACGGGAGGGGGCCUGCCACGCCCUGGAGGAAUACGCUGAGCGGCUGCAGAAAGCAGGCCCUGGCCUCCGAACCCACUGCUACCGGGCAGCACUGGAGACAGUCAUCCGGCGUGCCCAGCCCGAGCUCCGUCGGCCAGGCGUGCAGGGGAUCCCCAGGGUCCACGAGCUCAAGAUUGAAGAAUACGUGCAGCGGGGGCUCCAGCGGGUGGGGCUUGACCCCCACCUGCCGCUGAAUCUGGCUGCCCUUCGGGCCCACCAGGCCCAGGAGAACCGUGUGGUGGCCUUCUUCAGCCUGGCCCUGCUGCUGGCCCCGCUGGUGGAGACACUGAUUCUACUGGACCGGCUGCUCUACCUUCAGGAGCAGGGCUUCCAUGCUGAGCUCCUGCCCAUCUUCAGCCCCGAACUCUCUCCGAGAAACCUGGUUCUGGUGGCCACCAAAAGGCCUCUGGGUGAGACCUUCUCUGUUCUGGAGACUGAAGACAGCUGACACAGCCUGAGGAAGGGCAUAUCUCAGACCCCAUCUGAAACUGCCAGGUACCACACUGGGUGGUGAAGUCUUCACCCACCUCCUCAGCCAGAGAACCAGCAUCCUCCGUGGAAUCCUGGUUCCCUACAAACCUUCAGCUUCAUACCCUUUCUCUCCCUCUGUGUGUUAUGUAACAUUAUGCAAAAAGUUAUUUUUAAUUUAUUAAAAAAUUGAAAUCUUUA